UUAAUGAAAGCAAGCUGGUGGGGCUAGCCUCUCUCAGUUGGUGAGCUUGAGGCUGGCUGGCUGGCUGACUGACUGGAGGAAGGGGAGGCGGGCAGGAGGGCAGGGGGGCAGAGGGGCAAGGGCCCGGGACCAGCACCCUGCUCCUAGUCUAGGACUCCAGAAAGCUCCCCAUCCUUGGCUGCUGGGCUGUGGGAUCUCAUCCAGCCUCAGUCGUGGGGACCCAGGCAUCCUGAAACCUCCCUUUGCAGCUCCUCUGACGAGGAAAUUGAGGCAAAGAGGGUGAACUAACUUGCCCAGGGCCACACAGCUGAUUUCCUCCCCAGGCCUGUUGAGAAAAUGGCCCCGUUGGCGACCAGUAGCCUUCUAUUGCUCCUGCCCCUCCUUUGGGCCCCGCCCAACACUGCCCACUCAGUGCUGGUCCAGGCUGCCCUCCUGGAGGACAGUGGGGGCAGUGGAGAGAUGGAGGGCUCUUCAGCUUCCUCCCCCAGCCUCUCCCCGCCCCACACCCCGGCCCUCAGUCCCACCUCAGUGGGGCCUCCACCCACUCCUUUGGCAGGUCCCUCACCCCCAACCAACUUCCUGGAUGGGAUUGUGGAUUUCUUCCGGGAGUACAUGCUGCUCAUCGCUGUGGUGGGGUCCCUGGUCUUCCUGCUUCUCUUCAUCAUCUGUGCUGCUGUCAUUGUCCAACAGAAACACAAGGCCUCGGCCUACUACCCAUCCUCCUUCCCCAAGAAGAAGUACGUAGACCAGAACGACAGGACCGGAGGCACCCGGGCCUUCAGCGAGGUUCCUGACAAGGCCCCGGAUGCCCACCCGGAAGAUGCAGCCAUGGACUCUUCCCGCCAGCUCCAGGCUGACAUACUGGCUGCUACUCAGAAUCUCAAGUCUCCAACCAAGGGGCCCCUGGCCAAUGGAGAUGGAGUCAAAAUGGAGGAGAAGGAGGGAAGUAAGAAGGAUGAGGAGGCAGAGAAGGCUGAGGAGGAAUCCCAAGGUCAGGGUAGCCCCAAAGAGAUACCCGAGGCCCCCUCAGGGGAGGCUGCAGAGCUGAGUUGUCCAUCAGGGGCUGAGGCCAGAGCAGAAGAGCCACCAGCAACUGGGAUGGACCAUGGUGAGCAGGAGGGUGCUCUCUCGUUACUGCAAGAAGCUAGGGAGUCCCCCAGUCUCCCUGUCCCUGAGGGUUCUUGUGCGUGCCCCAGUUUUUCUCCAACGGUGGAGGAAGCUGCUUGACUACCUUCGAUGAACCAGGGCCACUCACUCUUCCAGACUGAAGCACAACUCUGUCAACCAGCUGGCCUCCAGAGACUCUAUUCUCCCCUGGCCCACGAGACCCAGGCAGAAGGGUUGGCUCUGUGAGUCGGCCUAUGGAUGAUUGGACACGGACAUGUUGCCUGUGCUCUCAGCUGACUUGGUUACAUCAGACGGUUCCCCUAGAGCCUUGAACAUCCAAUCCAAACUGUCUGGGCCUGUCUGGCUGGGGCCCUAGCUGUCUCCACUCUACUUCCAACCAAGCAGCCCCCAGAAAUCUCAGGACUUUUUUUCCUCUGGCUUCCCCAGACACCCACCCAGAACCAGACUGUGCUGACUCAGCUCCCCCUAAUGAUAUAAGGGUCUAACUUCUUUUCUAAAGACUCUUUCUACUUUAGCUAAACCCAUAGGUAGCUUGCCAUCGGCUUUGAUCGCUUCACUUGAGGCUUAUAUCUUCCUGCGGAGGACAGUGCAUAAGAAAUAGAGAACAAAGUGGAGGAACUUUCUGUUGGCUUCAUUCUUUGUUCUUCCUCCAAAUACCACCCAAGCAGCUCCUUCCCUCCACUGCCAUAAAGGUCUAGAAACUGGUUUGCUCUGUUAUGAACUAAGGGGCCUUUCUGAUGCUUGCCUUGAAUGGAGGGGAGGACAAGAGGAUCCUAGCUCUAUUGGAUUAGGGAUUGCUUCAUUUCGCCUUAGGAUUCCAUUCUGCAGGAAGUAGGACCAGACCCUGCACUUGGAGGACAGCUAGAGAGAGAAGAGAGAUAUGGGUCUGGCUCAGGAAACCACCUGAGGGAGGGCCUGGCAGCAGCUGGAACUGGGCGCCCAGACUCACGUUGUGGAAUGGGCUUUAGUGACCUUCCCCUUUCUCUCUCCCUCCAAAGAUAUGACUGGUCUGGCGAGUUAAAGGAUAGAGUAUGACCUGACGGGGAACAUCUCCUCCGUUUAAACUAGAGAAGGCAGAGUGAAGGGUCUCUUUCCUCCUUUUCCAACCAAUCCCAUUUUGUCCUGUGGAUUUUGAGUCAGGGGCAGGAUGGGGCAUUGAAUUCCCCAUACCCAACAAUUAGAACUUCACUGCCAAUGGCCUUGGUAUCUCUUGGAUUGGGGCCAGAGAGUUGGCUGGCCUGCUUCGGGGAUGGGGAGCAGGAACCCACCUCUGCCGGCAUCCUGUAGACCCCCACCCAUCCCUGGUACCCCACUGGGAAGGACAAGAUGGAGCACGCUGCUCCACCUAGUAAUAAUAAUGUUGAUAAAUUCUAAUAAACUUUGGUCUGGUGUGAUCCA
Phascolarctos cinereus (koala) is the source of this 2526-nucleotide messenger RNA. It is a transcript of the gene TMEM119, whose product is annotated as transmembrane protein 119. Gene Ontology annotation, biological process: positive regulation of bone mineralization; positive regulation of osteoblast differentiation; ossification. NCBI's taxonomy places the organism in Eukaryota, Metazoa, Chordata, Mammalia, Diprotodontia, Phascolarctidae. The record is from RefSeq and is a predicted model, not a curated record. Gene Ontology annotation, cellular component: plasma membrane.